AUGGUCAACAAGUUCAAGCGGUUUUUCAACGGUCCCUAUGGUUCAUCUUCGUCGGUGGCCUUCCACGCGUCCACGUCCAGGAAUCUCAGCACCGCAGAGCUCGAGGCGCGUUUGGAGACGUCCGGGUCGCUCACGGGGGCAGGGACGCCCGCCCAUACACUGGCAAUGAUAGAAGACUACGUGAAGGGGGGCGUCGUGGAUUGGGCCGCGCUGUUGUCCAGGGUCCCCAAGCUCGUGGCGGAGUGCACCACGUGCUCUAGUCCAGCCACGAAGCGCAACGCGAAUAAAGUCCCAGGGGAUUUUGCAGACCUCCUUGCUCUGCUGCAGCAAAUGGCCGGGCGCGAGAACCAAGAACAAGUCCGACACUGGAAUCAACGCCGUAAGCUGUUUCGCCAAUGUCGCCGUGGGCUGCUGCUCUGCUGGAAGUUUGUGGUUGCUCGGCUGAACGACGAGAAGGCGACGCUGCCAACGGAGACCCGCAACAUGUACUUCCAGCUCAUCGGGAUCAUCAUGGAGCGGGUGGAGUUCCACUUGCCAGGAGGUGGCUUCGAGGCAGACGCACCCGUGAACAGCAGGAACAAGACUCCAAAGUCAACCGGCAACACAGGCGGAGCUGGAAUGGGGUGGCUCGCAAACUCCCCCACCGCGACACUCAACGGCAUGGACUACAGCGACGAGAACCGCGGUCACGACGACUAUGAAAACUCGGAAAACGCCGGCGCCUACACCAACAAAACCCACGGCAGCAGCGACGACAACGCGGACGGGGAGCGCGACUUGUAUCUGUAUCGCUGUCUGCUGAUCGCAACCUUCAAGUACGCGGUCGAGAACCUGGAGGCUGCGCGACUCAAGCAGCGCCCGUACAUUUCCCUGGUCGAAACCAGGUUCUACGCGCGUGUGUUCGCUGUCUGCUACUUCCGCGUGCCGGUGCUUCAAAGCGCGAUGCUGGAGCAGAUUUUCAACGCGUACCGCGACAAAGAGUGGAUCAAUCUGAGCGCCCACGACUCGCGCGUGGAGGACCUGGCGGAAGAGAACGUGGAUGCAGAGCUCUCGCCCAAAUACUCUGGACGUCGUCCCUCGACAUCUCGACCCUGGAAUGGCAACACCUUUGUCGGUUCUCUUGUGAGGUGGACGGAGUACGGCGGAUACAUCUUGGGCGAGGAGGGGAACGGGAACGGAACCAGCACAGCCAAGGUCACGAGUCGCUACAACAGCCACAACAAGCACUAUGCAGGAGCGUCAGCACUGCGCAGCGAUGAAGAGGAGUUCGUAAGACAAAACCCGACGCUCUUCAAAUGGACGCGCUUCUCGCCGUACCUGGGGCCGUACCCGGACUCCGAUAUAUUUCGCAUGGCCGACGCGACGCGCAACUGCUGGCUGCAGAGAUUGAGUCACGACGGCGAGUUCUUCUCCAAGUUCAUGGGAUUCGUGUGUCUCCACGCGGCCAACACGGCGCUAGGCAGCGACGUUGCGUGGACUUGUCUUCCGGGCUACACGCUGCUGAUUCGAGUGUCGCUCCUACUGCUGAAGGAGGCAUGCUGGGCCAAGUGGCUCUACGUGAGAGACACAUCGGGUCCGCUGCCUUCGUCGUCGAUGGAGAUUGAGCCGGGAAGUCAGGAGGAAGAGCGCUUACCCUUUGAACUCGACUCGAUCCGCGCCAUUCGUACGGUGCUGGAUAACGUGGUGCAGCUUCUGCGCAACAAUCAGUUGCUGGAGAGCUGUGUGCUAGCCAUGUACGAAUGCACCAACGUGCUCCACGCCCGCAGCGUCGAAGUGUGCUUGACGCGCUUCGAAGAGUGGUUCAGCGCCACCGCCAUGCUGACCGAGAUCGGAGGCGCAGACAAGCGUCGAGGCAGCGGGAUGAUGGUCUAUCGUCUGCCGCCUGGAUUCCGCGGCCAAACAUUCGCCACUGGAAUGCGCUUCAUGCUCUCGAGUGAGAACUGUGAGAUCCUCGCCAGCACGCUGCUCUUCCUGUACCACCGCAUGGACUACUUCGAAGGCGAGCUUAGACAGAGUAUCCUCAAGGCGCUCGUGCAGCGACACAUGCUCUUCUUCCUGCACUGGAACGCCGACGUCCGCACCAAAUACCACCACCUGCUGGUGUACCGCGUCGUAAGAGCCAACCGGUUCGUCCUGGACUCGCCCAUGGAUCACCUGCUCAUCGGGCGCUGCGCUAUCUCGUCCCUUGAACUGAGUAGGGCCCAUGACGACAACAGCGACGAAGACGACGAUGGCUACGGACAUUCUUACCAUGGCAGAGAUCACCGCUUCCAGGACACUGCGUGUAACCCAACCAUGACGGCCGCCGACCUCAACGUUCUCCGCACGGAGCAGGCUCUGUGGAGAGCCUUUGACGCCUGUCUAGCGGUCGUCGUCUCGCAAGAGCGCCGCUACGCUCGCGAGGGCAACCGCAAGUUCCAGACAGAGCAACUCGCAGCUCGCAACCGCGCGCUGGCCUUCCGCACCUUGAACCGCAACACGACCGAAGACUCGAACGCAGCAGCCACCACGAGUGUGAACGAGGGACUCCCUGGCGGCAAACCGUGUCACGAGGUGGAGUUGCUGGAUACCGAACUGCGUCGAGAGCCGCCCUACUACUUGCGUUACCUUCCGGGGGACGAGCUGGCCAUGCUGGACGAUCUGCGCCGACUCGCCAGCUCGGUUAAGUACCCGCACCACCUCCAGGUGUACGCUGCACAUUCACUUCGCUGCUACUCGGACCUCCUCAAGCAAUACUAUCGCGAGCUCGACAGCACCGGCAGCGUAGAACCCCCACCUCUCGGGUUCUUCUGA
Messenger RNA from Phytophthora sojae, 2793 nucleotides. RefSeq lists its product as hypothetical. The coding region runs from base 1 to 2793 and encodes 930 amino acids. NCBI's taxonomy places the organism in Eukaryota, Oomycota, Peronosporomycetes, Peronosporales, Peronosporaceae. The record is from RefSeq and is a predicted model, not a curated record. The transcript is spliced from 3 exons.